AUGGAAAUAGAGCACAUGAGAACGGUUGAAAUAUUGGCAGCAAAAGCUGCAAAUUGGGGUUUACCAGAAGAAGAAGAACUCGAAAAGGAAGAAACGGAAAAUGAAGAUUUUCUAGCUGGAACUCUUUCUGAAACAUUGGAAAAUGUGAAGAAUCGAGAGAAAGAAUUGGUUGAAGCGCAAUUUCCACCAGAUGUAACCGCAUUUCGAACAAAUAUGCAGAAAAUGCGAUUGUUAGAAAAGCAAAUAGAAAUCUCGAAAAACACGAUGAAAGAAUUACAAGAAGCCUACGAAUCAGUUUCCAGUCGAACUUCUUCCCUUCACGAUGCAUGCGAUAAAGCGCUAGCUGAACAAACUGCAUUGUCAACUGGAUCGCAUUUAAUCAAAACCAAUCUAUAUUAUUUCAAACAAGCUGAUGUUAUAAUGAAAAAGUUAUCUGUUGCAAAACUUAUGGUAACUGGUCAAUCAUUCGCUGCAAUUCUUGCUUCAAUUGAUGAGUGUUUGUCGUUUCUGAGAUCGCAUCCAGAAUAUCGAGAAUCUGCUGUUUAUAUUGCGAAAUUUGAGCAAUGUUUGAGCAGGUUUGUGAAAUGUGAAAACGGAACUUUUACUCUAGAUUUUUAACAAAAAUAUAUGUUUUCUUGUAGUUUUUGACCCUAAAAUUGCAGAACUCAAAUCCUAAUAUGAGUUAUGACGUGGCGGGAUUUCAGAAGCUGAAAACUAGAUUCAAAACUGAUUUUCAUGCAAAUAGGAGGGUCGACUACAUAAGUGAAUUUCUUAUUCUCAAUAUGUGAUCAAAAUUAUUUUUGUUCAUUGAAAAAAGUUGAUUCAGAUGCAGAUUGUUUCAAAUUUUUUGAAAUCUGCACCUGAAUUAACUUUUUCAAUGAACAAAAAUAACUUUUCAAAACACACAUUGAAAAAAUAAGAAAUUCACUUGUGUAUUCAACCCUAAUAUUUGCAUGAAAAUCAUUUUGAAUCUAGUUUGCAGCUCCUGAAAUCCCGUCACGUCAUAACUCAUAUUAGGAUUUCAGUUCUGCAAUUUCCGAGUCAAAAACUACAUACAUUUUGUUAAAAAUGUAGAGUUCAACGUCUCACCUAAAAAUUCUGAUUUCAGAGCAAUGACUUGGGUUCGUGUUGGAGUAAUGAAUGAUUUGGAAAAUUGUUUCGAUGAUGUCAAAGAUCGACAAGCCCAGCUACAGGUACGGUACUUUUCCCGCCCAAAAUUCUUCCUCUCAAGACCCAUUUUCUUCUAGGUCGACUAUGAAAAGAUUGGACGAGGAGGCGCAGACGAAGAUACAUUCGCUCUUCUUUACGGUGUGUUUGCAUCGAAAGCGUCGAGUGUAAAGUGAGUUUGAUAUAUAGCGCAGGUGGUUAGAGUAAAUAUUAUCAAUCGCAAGGUGCUGGGAUCAAUUCCGGCUGCGGACAGAUUGAGUUGAUUCGCUUGGAAUAAUUGAGCAGAGUCAAAUUACUGUCCGAAAAUGAUAGAGAAGUCACAUGUCGAAUGAAAAUGUCUAUGGUUUACUACUGUAGCUUCGAGUAGUGCUUCCCACAUUUAUUUAUUUUUAAAAUACAAAAAAAAUUGAUAAUUUUGCAGAGGAGCAAUUAGUGUUGUUGAGCAACGAUUUUGGAAUGUGCCAGAAUUUGAGGAAAUGUUGGCCGAAUGCCAAUAUGCAUAUUUUGCCAAAAGACAAUUGUUGUUGGCGCCGAUUUUGGAAUCGACACUUUUGAAUUUGUCUACGUAAGAUUUCGAGGGGAUUUAUCUAGAAGCCUAGAAAAGCCUAGAAAAUCCUGUUUUUUUUUUCAAAUUUUCGACAAAAAAUACUCAAAUUUCAAUUUUUCUCCAAAUGUUAAGAAAAAUCUGAAAAUCUCAUUUUCCACGUGGAUUUUUGAAGAUGUAGCCUAGAAAAUCUUGCGUUUUUUUUUUUAAUUUUGACAAAAAAUUGUACUGAAUAUCCAAAUAUUGAGGAAAAUCUGAAAAUCCUGUUUUUUUUUCAAAUUUCUGACAAAAUAGUACCCAAAUUCCAAUUUUCCUCCAAAUUUUAAGGAAAAUCUGAAAAUCAUCUUUUCCAUGUGGAUUUUUCAAGGUGUAGCCUAGAGAAUCUAGCUUUUUUUUAAAUUUUUGACAAAAAAUUGUACUGAAAAUCUGAAAAUCCUGUUUUUUUUUCAAUUUUUUUACAAAAAAAUACUCAAAUUCCAAUUUUCCUCCAAAUUUUAAGGAAAAUUUGAAAAUCUUCUUUUCCACGUGGAUUUUCAAAGCUGUAGCUCAGAAAAUCCUGUUUAUUUCAAAUUUUCGACAAAAAAAUAUUCAAAUUCCAAUUUUUCUCAAAGUUUUGAUGAAAAUCUCAUUUUCCACGUGGAUUUUUCAAGCCGUUAACCUAAGCUUAGGUUCAGGGUCUUCUUCAGAACUUCAGGCAAAAUUUCAACAAAAAAUACUCAAUAUCUUCUAUUCCACGUGGAUUUUUAGUAGUCUGAAAUUUAUAUUUUCCAGCUCAAAAAUUUCCAGAAACCACGCGGAUUCCACAUGUCGAUUAACACGAGAUGCCUGCACUUUUAUGCUGCGAACCUGUGAUGAUGAAUAUCGAUUAUAUCGCCAAUUCUUCGUUGUCAAAAAUCAAAACAAUCCACCCUUCCACUCUGGUCGAACAUCUCCAGUUUCAACGAUUUUCAAAUCUACAUCUGAACAACUUCAACAACAUCAACAAGUUCAUCCAUUCGAAACAUUUACUGAACAAAUGUGUCGAUUAUUAUAUGAUAUGUUAAGACCGAGAAUUGUGCAUAAUCCACAUUUAGAAACACUCGCUGAACUUUGCAAUAUGAUUAAAAUUGAGAUGAUUGAAAAUCGAUGUUCACUUCAAAUGGUAUCAACAAUUUUAGGAGAAGAUGAUUGUUCAUUGAAUCCACGAGCCGGAUUUGUGUCAGUUAUGGGUGAAUUGGUGGGAGAUAUUGCUGAAAGAAUUGUGCAUCGUGCUGGAAUGUAUGCGCAAAAUGAUAUUGGGGGAUAUAACCCGGCUAGUGGAGAUAUUGCUUAUCCACAAAUGUUGCAAAUGAUGAGGAAAAUUGAGAAGGAUCAGAAGGAGAAGGAAGAAGAAGGCGGAGAAGAAGAUUGCGAGUAAUAUUGAUCAACAUUGUUUGUGGUAUCCGACUGUCAGAAGAACUGUUAUGUGUUUGUCCAAGAUUUUUCCGUGUCUUGAUGUAAGUUUUCUAGAAAAAUCAAAUUUUUCGCAUAGAAAUUUCAUCAGGUUUUGAAUUUCUUUUUUUUUUUUUUGAGAAAUUGCACCAAAAGUUUACUUUUUUGAUUUUCAAAGUUUGAAUUAUAUUUAGAUUUCUGUGAUUCAGUUUUCAGAAAAACUUAGAAAAAUCUGAAAAUUUAUGAUUUUCAGAAUUUUUCUUGCAUAAAACCCGCUUUUACACUAAAAGUUUAUGCAGAACAUUUGGACCAGGCUCAACUUUUUUGAUUUUUUGAAUUAGAUUUAGAUUUCGGUGAUUCAGUUUUUAGAAAACUUGCAAAAAUCUGAAAAUUCAUGAUUUCCUAGUGUUUCUUUCUAGAUUAAAAGCUCCCGAUUAAAAUUCCUUGAAAUUUCAAUUUUUAAAAUUUUUGUAUUUCCGGACAAAUUUGAUUUUAGAAAAGCUGAAAAUCUAAAUUUUCAAAAAAAAAUUCCACAAGAAGCUCAAAGAGAAUUUGAUUUAACAAUUCUGAAACUUGGAUCAGGUCCAAAUCUUUUUUCAAAAUUCAGAAAAUCACGAUUGCAAAAUCUACGUUUAAAAAAAAAAAAAUCAAAAUUUUCUCUAAUUUUAACGAUCUUCUUCUGAAAUUCCACGUUUUCCGAUAUUUCAGCACCAAAAAAUCCACGUGGCAAUUUUUAUUGGUUCUCAUCAAAAAGUUCACAAAAUAAUCUUUCUCCUCUAGAUCUAACAACCUUCCAAUUUCCAGAUUGGAGUAUUCCACUCGCUAGCUCGUGAAAUGCUCCAAGCCUGCAUCGAUUCUCUCGAAGUCGCCUCAACUGCCAUCCAAAAUAUCCCGCCAGCCAAAGGCUCGUGGAACAAAAAACUGGACGGCCAUCUUUUCGUCGUCAAACAUCUUCUAAUUCUUCGCGAACAAACUGCGCCAUACCGCCACAAUGUUUUGCGAACCGAUUCGUUGUCGACCAAAGAUUUUUCGAUUGAUUUCUCCAAAUUCACAAAUGUCUUAUUUGAUUCGAAAUCUAAGUGGUUUGAAUUGAGCACGAAUAAUACGCUUCUGGAAUUGAUUACCACGGUAAGCUUUUUUUGUUCUCAAGAAUUUUUUCGAAAAAAAAAAGUUUUAGGUUCCAAUUGAAGUUAAGGAAUAUGAAGGAGAUUCGCGAAGAAUUUUAGAUCAACAAUUGAGAGCUGCUUCAUUUCGAUUGGCUCACGAAGCAUCGCAAAUUAUGAUUGGAAGGUUAGCCGAAUGGAUUGAUAUGGCUGAAGAUGAGAAGUUGAAAGAAGGUUUUGAUUUGGCGAAACAACCGAAACUUCAAGCGGCUGUUUUGAAAGAUUUGGCCGGAGAAGCUUAUAGAAAUGUUGGAGCAAAGUUUGGGGAGGUAGGGAAGAUCUAUUUUUGAAAAUUUCAAGCUCAAAAUUGCUUUUCUAUAAAAAAGCACGAUAUUCCAUGGAAUUCCCUUCAAAAAGAAAUUUUUACCCAAAAAUUCCAAAUCAAAAAUAAAAAAAAAUACGUUUCAAAAUUUUCAUAUAAUUUAUAAUCGAAUAGGUUUUUUUCAAUUUAUUUGACAUCUUUUAGAAGUAUAAGUUAGAACCAAAAUUUUAUAAUUGGAAAAUUCUGAAAUUGAGCUAUAAAAGCUUGAAAAUUUACGUUUUUAAUAAAUUUUAAGUUUAAAAUUGCUUCUUUUCGGAAGAAAUCUAGAAAUUUGAUGUUUUUUGGUCCAGAAAAUCCGAAAAUUUUCAAUUUUUGUCCAGAAAAUUCGAAAAUAUCGUUUUUUUCAUUCGAAAAAUACAAUGGAUUUCUCUCCUAAAAUUUUAAAUUUAGAGUUUUUCAGCUCAAAAGCGAUUUUGAGUCAAAUUUGGACCCAAAAUUUCAACAUUUUCAAAUUUAAAAAAAAUACGUUUCAAAAUUUUGAAAUAAUUUAUUAUCGAAUAGGUUUUUUCAUUUUAUUUGACAUUUUUUUUGGUGAAUAAAACUGAACCAAAAUUUGAAUGAAAAUUCUGAAAUUAUCGAUUUUUGGAUCAAAAUUCAUGAAAAUUUUAAGCCCAAUGACUGAAAGAGUACAAAGCUAAAAAAAAUUGAAUUCAAAUGUUUUUCUCAAGUGAUUUCAUAUAGAUUUUAAUUGUAUUUUUACGAUAAAAAUGUUCCUAAAUUUGAUCUAAAAAUCGAUGAUUUUCAGCUAGGAUUCUUUAAAAGUCAAUUUUUUCCCUUUCCAGAUUCGCGCCGCCUAUUCUCUAUACAUUGGUGUCACCGAAACCGAAUCCAUCCUCCUCUCACCUGUUCGAAAACGUGUCAUUGAUGUUUUCACGCGCGUCAACUCAUUCGCCUCCAAAUGCUAUGAUGAAGAAUCGAAAGCGGUUGCCGCUCUUCCAAAUGUACAACAAUUGAUAUUAAUGCUUAACAAAUAA
This is a messenger RNA of Caenorhabditis angaria, 5580 nucleotides long. The record is from the annotation of a GenBank genome assembly. Lineage: Eukaryota; Metazoa; Nematoda; Chromadorea; Rhabditida; Rhabditidae.